GAAUAAGGAAGCUUUCCGGUACGUUUUGACUGAAAUUCAAGACGAAUUUACUUAUGCUAGAAAAAGCAGUCUAUCCGCAAAGGAGAAGUUGGCAGCGUGUUUGAGAUUUUUUGCUGAAGGAAAUUAUCAGCAUGGAGCGGGACGAGAUUUUCAUGUUUCGAUUGCUCAACCAACAUUUUCAAAAGUACUGGCUGAUAUACUCGAAAUAUUGGAACGAAAACUUUGCCCAAAGUGGAUAUCCCUGGAAAUGUCUCCAGAAGAACAGCGUCGUGCCAAACUGAAUUUUUAUCGGAAAUCAGGGAUCCCAGGAGUAAUAAUGUGCGUGGAUGGGACACAUAUUCGAAUCAUUCCGCCUGCGCAAGAUCGCAAUUUGUUUUAUAACCGGAAAGGUUUCUACAGCCUUAAUGUUCUUGUUGUAUGUGAUGAUCAACAAAGGAUUCGUUUUGUCGAUCCGAGCUUCCAGGGAUCUAACCACGACUCUCACAUAUGGCGAGUAAGCCCAGCUCGAGCCUAUUUUGAGCAACAACAUCGAAACGGUGAAGUUAAUACAAAGAUUCUAGGUGAUGCAGGCUAUCCAUCAGAACCGUGGCUAGUAACGCCGUUUAGAGCUGCUGAAGAAGGAAGUGUAGAGAGUGACUUCAACCGUAGACAUGCAUUAGGCAGAAAUAUUGUCGAGAGAACUAUUGGUGUUCUCAAAAAUCGCUUUAGGUGUAUCCUGGGCGCCAGGCAGCUCCAUUAUGCCCCAAAGAAAGCUGCGCAAAUUAUAAAUGUCUGUUGUGCGCUGCACAAUAUAUGUUUGGAGUUUGGUUGUUCUCAGUAAUUUUUGCGAAAUAAACCUUGUUGUUCUAUUAUAUAUAAAGUUGAG
This is a messenger RNA of Topomyia yanbarensis, 865 nucleotides long. Its product is annotated as putative nuclease HARBI1. The transcript is spliced from 3 exons. The record is from RefSeq and is a predicted model, not a curated record. The coding region runs from base 248 to 820 and encodes 190 amino acids. Lineage: Eukaryota; Metazoa; Arthropoda; Insecta; Diptera; Culicidae.